Messenger RNA from Pimephales promelas (fathead minnow), 1244 nucleotides. NCBI's taxonomy places the organism in Eukaryota, Metazoa, Chordata, Actinopteri, Cypriniformes, Leuciscidae. The record is from RefSeq and is a predicted model, not a curated record.
UAGUGGAACUCAAAGGCCCGGAUUCACUCUCUUCACCAACCUGGGAAUAUGAGACGGAUGCCACAAUGACGUCUAGAUUUGGAAAAACAUACAGCCGAAGAGGAGGAGAUGGGACCUCCAAGUUUGACGAGGUUUUGUCCAAUAAAAGGGCCACGCUCAGCACCAAAUGGGGUGAGACGACUUACAAGGCCAAGGUGGGAGCAAAGAGGCCUGGUUUAAAGACUGAGUUGACAGAUCAGACCAAGAGGUCCAAGGUCUCAGAAGGUGAUGGCUCAGAGGAUCCGUUCGGAUUCGACAGUGAUGACGAAUCCAAGCCGGUCACGUCUCGUAGCGUAGCCCAGUCUAAACCCAAAGUGUCGUCCACAGGGGGCUCCCAGGCCAGUCUGACGCUGGAGCCCAACAGUAGGGUGAACCAGCCUGCCAGCGUGGAGGCUGUGGCCCCCAGCAGGGCCCCUUUCACUCUCAGCAGUGAGAGAAGUGCUCACAAAGUGCCAGAGGACCCUGGGAAAUUUUUCAAUACCUCUACCACAGGGAAGACCCCGAAUUGGUCCACUGAGAGCACUGACCAACACAGCUAUUUAUGGUACAAAAACCCUUCUGAAAGCGACACGAGACCUUAUGCUCAGACUACCACGUUAAAGUCUGAAAAAACAGAUGACAAGGAUGCUUAUGAUGCUUGGAGCACUGUGGUCGGACUGGGGGCACGCUCCACACCCGUCUUUACCGGACAUAAAAACCCUCCAUCUACCUUGUGGGCAUCCAGUAGUUACAGUCGCAGCAACAUUCAGGGCACAUCCUCCACUGAGACUCGGUUAGAAGAGUUUGCCCAAGGGAACUUUGAUGUUCCUGUUGAGCCAUCUGAAAGCGAGGACCACUCUCAGUCUCUUCUCAGGGCAUCCAACUGCAGAACGUAUUGCAGACCCAGUAAAGGCAAACAGCCUGGUGGAGCUGAUGGGAGUGGAAGUGCUUCCAGUCAUAGCUCCAUGGAAACGUUGCAGAACAGCGGGGCCGAAAAUGCUGGGAAAACAACGAGUAGAGGUCGGACGAGAGACUACACAGUGCUGCAUCCGUCUUGUGUUUCCAUGUUUAACGUCACCUUCCAGGACUCCAUGGACCGCAGUAUGGAGGAGUACGUGGCCAGCGCCCCAGCGGCUAGUCCAGGAGAUGCAGGAAGACUGAAGAAGAAAACCGAGAUAGAAAUCAAACCUCUCAGGUAAUAGUUAAGUGUAAGAACAUUAUUGUAA